This is a messenger RNA of Spodoptera litura, 2201 nucleotides long. RefSeq names its product spatzle 5 Toll-1 receptor (gene spz5). The record is from RefSeq and is a predicted model, not a curated record. NCBI's taxonomy places the organism in Eukaryota, Metazoa, Arthropoda, Insecta, Lepidoptera, Noctuidae. Gene Ontology annotation, biological process: central nervous system formation; innate immune response. Gene Ontology annotation, cellular component: extracellular region. Gene Ontology annotation, molecular function: Toll binding; growth factor activity.
CUGACUAGUAAGCGACGCGACUCGACGCAGGCCGCACGCAUUCCGACGUCGCGUACGCGUAACGUAACGUAAUAAUCGCGUACACACACGUAAAAUAUUACGCCGUGCGAUAAUUUGAAAAUGUGUUUGUGUUUUUAAAGUGAUGUUGUAAAAUUCAUUGUUUAAUCUGUCCUUUGUAUUUUUUUUUGUGUGGGAUUCAGAGAAAUUGGUAAAACGAAAAUGACGACGAAAACGAAACGACUGGGAUUUCAGCUAAAGACUUUUGUUUUGAUAGCCUGGUUAUCAAUCCAGAGCGGCGACGGGUACAGCUGUCCCUACGGCCAGCACUGUGCCCUAGAACCGGCUCCACCAGGCAGGACUCCACCCUGUGCACAACCCGGGCUUACUUACUGUGUGCACCCUGAUCCUUACCCAGAGAAAAUAAUCCGCCAGCUUAUAGAAGCAGGGCAGUACGACAUCAGCACUCUUCUGUCGGAUGAAACUCGCGACGAGUUUUCGCUAAAAAAAAACGAUUACCCCUACGAUUAUGGGCCCAAUUCACUGCCCCACGUCGACCAGAUCUCCCUGGUCAAUGACCCUCACUAUCAAAAAAACUACAAGUUCCAUACGAGGUAUAAUCAUGACAUAUUUUCUCAGAAAACGCCGCUCCAGCCGCCAACAGCGAGCGACCCAACUCCAUACAACAUCAACGCCUACCACGCAAGCAACUUCUCAAAAUUCGGUUUCCAUGGUUACUCCCCAAACGGUUACUGGAACCCGACCAGGAGUUUUGGAGAUUAUGACAAAAAGGUCCUAAGACAGGGUCCGUUCACUCAGAAUUUCUUUGAACCGACUAAUUUUUAUCCGAACUAUGAAAGCAAUGAAUGGUUUCGUCCGUCAUCUUCUGGGGUGUCGCAGUACAAUCCUAAUGAGUGGUGGAAAUACAUGUCUCCAUCCCGCUCAGACGUAACCGUAGAGAGAUCGGUGACGUUUCCCACUCGCACGUCAACGGUGCGCAGACGCAAGAGGAACGCUGAGCUGGUCAAGGCGGCUGAAAAACGAACUUUAACUGGAGCUGAAGCGUUGAGGAUAGCUUUAGGACUUGCUAAUGAAGAUUCUUCGGCAGAACGCCGCCGGCGACAAGCAGCAACACCUACUACACAGACUCUAUGCUCAGUCCGAACUGAAUUCAUACCUAUUAGGGCGGCCCUCAAUAACAAAGGCAACUGGAAAUAUGUCGUUAACAUGCCCGAUAACAUGUCACAACUUGUACGAGCUGAGGUUUGCACAUCUACGUCAUGCAGUGGAUUAUGCACAGUGCCACCUGGAUAUACUUCCCGGUGCGAGCAAAAAUAUAUUCAAAAACGUUUGGUCGCUCUUCAGUCAAGCGGACAAAAUCUUUACACGGACGUAUUUUGGAUACCGAGCUGUUGCCAAUGCACGUUUACCGCUACUUCAAAUUGAGUUUACGCUUCAUCUGAACACAAAUGUGAUUUAUUAUUAAACUUAAACUUUCUGAAUUCGUUGAAAGUUUUGCUACUUGCUGCUAGAUGGCACUACUGAUAGAUUUUAUAUUUGCGAAUUUGUAAGAUAUUACAAAUAGUUACUGCCUUUUUGCAUGACAUAGAUAUAUUUAAUAGUAUUUUAAAGAAAUGAAGCAUUUUAUUUCCAUUCUUUUAAUCUUAUAAGCAGAGUAUUAGAAGUUACCUAAAAUAAGUAGUUUAAAUAAGUAAAGUAUUAAUUUUGAAGUAUGAAAUAGAUGGUUUGUAAAUAUUAGUUAAAUGUAUUGUGCUGGUAAGAUAUUUUGUUUAAUGUAUUAGAAGAAAUAUAUUAAUUUUAUAUGAAUAUAUAAAAUCCCAUAGUAUUGCUUAAUAUGAAACACCUAUAUUGUAUAUUUUUGUAUUAUAUUUUGCAUUUAUGAUUUAAAUAAAUAAAAAAUACUGAAGUUGUUUUGUAGUACAGUUAACGGCAUUUAUACUACCUUUGGUUUUGCUUGAAUUCAAUCAAAAUGAUUUUGUCUAUUAGGAGCAUUGAUCACUACAGCAGUUGAUUCGCAUUGUUCGUUUGUCCCUUAUCUUGUUAUAUUUUAUAUACAAGUAGACGGGUCACCUGAUUGUAAGCAAUAGUCGCCGUCCAUGGACACCACAAACACCAGAGGUUUUACAAGUGCCUUCCGGCCUUUUGGGGAUUAGAAUUUGAGGAUUGUUGGGGAUUCGGGGAUU